AUGUAUAUUGCAAAUCCUAAUGGAAAUCUUGAUGGUAAUAAUACUAAAAUAAAAUUAGGUUGGUCAAUUUUAAAUGCACAAUUUCCGUACUUAACAAAUUGUGCUGGUAUUACUAUUUUUGGAGGCUUUGAUGAAAAUACCAUGAUUAGUAGAAGCUUUAGUAAUUUGGAUCCUCAUUAUUAGUUAGAACUGAAGUUCCAAAUUUUGAUGUAUAAAUAAUAUUAAGUUUACAAGAGUAGAUUCUUUAUCAACUGCUGACUUAGAAGUUGAAUUGGAUUAAGAUAAUUUUGCAGAAUCGAUGUCUACAUAAAUAAAUGAUCAAUAAAACUAUUGUGGAUAAAAUGAUAAAAAUGAAUAUAUUAAAUCAAUAUCAUUUUAAUUAGAACAUACAAAAGACAUUGUAAAUAUAUUCACUAAGAUAAAAUAAAAUAAUUAAUAAAGAGUAAUUAAUUUGUACUAUUUAUAGUUACAAUGGGGUAUAUUAAAAAUGGAGUUUUAAUUAGACAUCUGUUAUAUAGGAUGCACUUACUGUUCUGGCCCUAAACAAUCAGAUUGUUAGAGCUGGCACAAUUUGUUCUAUUCCUUUGAAAACACUUUAUUUUCCAAUUUAAUUGAAAUAAAUCACUAAACCCAUGAAUUUUCUUAGUAUUAUGAGUGUUCAUAAUGCGAAAGAAUUUUAAAUAUAGAUUUUGUUCAAACAAAUACCAAUACUCAAGUUUAAUUAAAGUAAUAUGAUAUUAUAUAAAUUAGAGAAAAUUUUCUAAUAAAUUAAGAGAUAAUAUUACAAUUAUAUGAUGAUGGAACAAUGUAAAUUAGUAUGAUUUUGGAUUAUGGAAUACGGGAAUUCAAUUUCAGACUUUAUUCUAGAUGGGGAAGUGUAGCUCAACAAGUCUAAAUAUAAUAUCAAUUGAUUUAUCAUGUAGAUGAAAUAGAAUUUCCUUUUUUUCCUGGUUGUUUAAAUUAUUUGAAUAAAUAAUGUUUGUAAUGUUAGGAAGGGUGGAAAUUUAAUACAAUAGAGAAGUAAUGUUAGCCUAUUUGCGGUAAUUAAAAAAUUGAAGGAUAUGAAGAAUGCGAUGAUGGUAAUUUUAAAGCGCAUGAUGGCUGUUUUGAAUGCAAAUAUUCAUGUAUUUAAAAUUGUAUACAUUGUUAAAUGGGUAUAUGUGAGUAAUGUGCAUCCGGAUUUAAAUUUGAUGAAAAGAUGGAAAAUUGCUUGCCAAUUUGUGGAGAUGGAAUGUUAGUUCCAUAAAUUUCAUAGGUUUGUAAUGAUGGUAAUUUAAUAUAAGAAGAAGAUUGCUAUCAAUGUAGGUAAGAAUGUGAUGAAUACUGUUCAAUUUGUAUUUAUUUUUAUUGCUUUUAAUGUAUGGAAGGUUUCUAAAUGGUGAAUGGUAUGUGCAAUCCUAUAUGUGGAGAUAAAAUUGUUUUACCAGAAUUUGAAGAGUGUGAUGAUGGUAACAAUCAAAAAAAUGAUGGAUGUCAUGAAUGUAAACUUUCUUGUUAUGAUGGAUGUGAAGUCUGUGAAAAAGGUAUAUGCAAAAUAGAUUGCAAAUUGUUAUAUGGAUAAGGAUAUUAUUUCAUUGAGGAUAGUUGUCAAUCAAUAUGUGGAGAUGGCAUAAUUGCAAUUAAUGAGGAAUGUGAUGACGGGAAUGAAAUUGAAUUUGAUGGUUGCUUUAACUGUCGAUAUACUUGUGAGACAAAUUGUCUGGAUUGUAAAUAAGGUGAAUGUUCCACAUAUCAAAGCAUUGUGGUAAUUUUAAAUUAGAAGGGGAAGAAUAAUGCGAUGAUGGGAAUCAAGAUCCAAAUGAUGGAUGUUAUUAUUGUUUUGUGGAACCUAGUUGGAAAUGUAAAAAUACAAGUGAUGGAAGCUUUUGCAGUUUUAUAAAUCCGCCUUAAUUUAUUUCUAAUUUCAGAUCAAUAAAUAAUAAUAAGCAAUUAGUUCUAUUCCAGUUCAAUUAGAAUAUAAAGAUUAUGA
This is a messenger RNA of Paramecium primaurelia, 1969 nucleotides long. The record is from the annotation of a GenBank genome assembly. NCBI's taxonomy places the organism in Eukaryota, Ciliophora, Oligohymenophorea, Peniculida, Parameciidae.